Molecule: messenger RNA, 1380 nt
Organism: Ogataea angusta
Lineage: Eukaryota; Fungi; Ascomycota; Pichiomycetes; Pichiales; Pichiaceae
Exons: 1
Coding region: 1-1380 (459 amino acids)
Biological process (GO): positive regulation of translational fidelity
Cellular component (GO): mitochondrial small ribosomal subunit
Molecular function (GO): rRNA binding; structural constituent of ribosome
Source: RefSeq, a predicted model, not a curated record
AUGGCACUGAACAAGCACAACCUUUUCAACUUCUACAAGGACCGCGCGCCGAUGUUCAAGGUGAUGUCCAUGUUCAUGCAGAAAUGGGACUCGAAACAGAAAACAAGAGGAUACCACGGAGAACACAUCCCUGAGGGCAGAUGGCUCAAGCUGUUCCAGAAAAAACUGGACGGAGUGGCCCAGAUGGAUGCGUCGCUCAGUGGGAAGGCCAACGACGAGACUCCGAUGGUGUUGCAGACGUUCGCGGUGCUGGAAAAACGGCUCGAUGUAGCUGUUUUCCGUGCCAUGUUCGCCUCGUCGGUCAGACAGGCCAGACAGUUCAUUCUUGCCGGCGACGUCAAGGUCAAUGGCGUCUCUAUCAAACAUCCUUCGUAUCCGCUGAGUCCUGGAGACGUGUUCAGCGUGGAGCCAGACAGAGUGUUGCAAGCUCUGGGAGAGAAAAAGCCGAGCUUGAAAGAGGCAUACAAGGUGGACAGAGAGCAGGUGAUCCAGUGGCAGAAAUUCGUGAACCGUGCGAGGUCCGACCCGCUCACCGUGUGGCAGAACCAGAGGGAUAAGCAGAAGAAGAUGCGAGAGGCGUAUGGCGAUCUGUACAACCCGGACCUGCCUCCCCCGGAGCACGACGAUGUUGUGGCCCGUUUUGGCUCGCGACAGGAGUCGAAAAUCAACGAGCUCGGCAAGAAGCUGAACAGCAUUACCAGAAACACGAUCCUGGCCGAUAUCGUGAACACAGCAAAGGCCGUCGAGGGAGAGGUGGAUGCCAGUGUGUUCGAGCCCCAGUUUGGCGCUGCUCUCGCGAAAAAGUGUAUCAACAUAUACCAGAUGGUGGCCAACAACAAGGCGUUGUUCGAGGGCGACGAACAGGAGAUGAACGACGAGAUCUCCAAGAUAUUGCCCAAGUACGUGAACGGCCAACCGCAGGGUAAAUUCUACGAUGAUACCAAGGCCAAGAAAGUGAAGCAGGCGCUGGCAGAGCUCAAGUCGGGCUACCUGGAGAAAGUCAGAAAAGACCACAAGGAGCAAGCUCCUUCUGAGGAUGCGCUAGUGUCCACUUGGGUCAGCAGACUCAUCAAGCAUCCUAAACUUCCUUCCUGGUCUGAGGUGCAGGAGAAGGGAAGAUACAAGGUGGACCUGCCGUGGCAGAAAUCGAUGUGGGGUCUCGAGGACCCGUCCAAGCCGUACUUCACGCCAUGGAGACCGCGUCAGUUCAUUGCUCCGUUCGCCGUGCUACCUAAACACAUCGAGAUCUCGUUCCGCACGUGUCAUGCGGUUUACAUGAGAAACCCGAUCGCCAGACCUGGCGAGUCCGAGGUCAUCUCUCCAUUCAGUCACGAGGCCCACGAAAGAGCAUACAUGUACUAUUCGAGAAAGGGGCUGUAA